GCUAUAUUAUUCACCUUGCAAUAAAGUAUCCGGAUGCUAUAGGAGCAACCACUAGGAAAGACAUCCCUGGACCUAAGGGUGUUCCUAUAUUUGGAAAUUUAUUCACAUUUGUGUUUAAAAAAAAUUCUUAUAUUGAAUUGCAACAAGAAUUGGCAAAUAAAUAUGCUGGGCGUAAUGUUGUCUCAAAUGAUCCACAAACAUUAGAAUAUGUUUUAAAAACAAAAUUUGAGAAUUUUCAAAAAAAUCCUGCUGCUAUCCAAGUGUAUCACGACUUGCUUGGAGAUGGAAUAUUCAUGGCUGAGGGUCCUAUGUGGAAAUUUCAAAGAAAACUAAUAAGUCAACAGUUUCAACAAAAGAGUUUUGGAAAUAUAAUUUAUGCAUCUGUAAUUCGAAGAUCUGAAAUCGUAAUAAAUGUUUUAAAAAAGUAUGCAGAUAGUGGAAAACCUAUUGAUUUAAAAGAUUUAUUUUUCCGAUUUACUAUAGAGACUAUUGGAGAUUUGUCAUUUGGUGUAGAUUUUGAAUGUCUAACCUAUACUGGUGAAGAAUCGAAAUUUGUUACUAGUUUUGAUUACGUUCAAACAGGAACACUUGAAAGAAUUUUCCAACCUUUCUGGAAAUUAACAGAAAAAUAUAGUGAAAAAGGUCAACGAAUGCAUGAAGCUUGUAAAUAUAUUGAUGACUAUGUAUAUAAUUUGAUAAAUAGUCAUAGAUCUAAGCUUGAAGUUGAGCAUAAACCAGUUAACAAUAUGUUAACUUUGCUUAUGGAUGCUGUUGAUGAUGAUGGUAAAAAAUUUAAUGAUAAAGAGUUGAGAAAUGUUGUAAUGAGUCUUAUUUUUGCUGGUCGUAAUACUACUGCACUGUCUCUAUCUUGGAUGAUGUACGCAAUCAUGGCAAACCAAUCUGUUGAAGACUCAUUGCUUCAAGAAAUUAAUUCACUUCUCUCUACAGAAAAGCCUAUCCCAUCAUAUGAUGAUAUUAAAUUAUUUAAAUAUACUACAGCUACAUUUUAUGAAACUCUUCGCUUAUAUCCUAGUACCUGCAUUAAAAAUACUGUUCUACCUAAUAAUAUUCCAAUUUAUGCUGGAGAAUUUGUAAUGUUUAAUCUCUAUAUAAUGGGGAGAGAUGAAAAAAUCUGGGGAAAAGACGCAAAACAAUUUGAUCCUGAAAGAUUUUUAAAUUCAGAGAAUGGAUUACGACCAAAUAGAUUCAAGCUUGCUUCUUUUAGUGCUGGACCUAGAAGUUGUGUGGGAGAGCAAUUGGCAACUUUGGAAACAGUAAUACUUACAAUAUUGAUAUUGAAAGAAUUCAAGCUUGAAUUAAUGUCUGGGCAAAAAUCACCACCGGAAUUUAAAGACUCUAUCUCAUUAGCGAUGAAGGAUCCUUUAAUGACUAAAGUAUCUUAUAGAGCUAAAAAUUUUCAUAAAUACAACCAACAUCCUUUAUAG
This is a messenger RNA of Racocetra persica, 1445 nucleotides long. Lineage: Eukaryota; Fungi; Glomeromycota; Glomeromycetes; Diversisporales; Gigasporaceae. The record is from the annotation of a GenBank genome assembly.